AUGUCCCGUCGAACUCGAAUACCUAAUACUACUGAUUUUCUGUGCCUUUUCGCGGUAUCUUUUGAAACUCUUGGGUUCUCCUGCAAACUGCUUACGCGCGAGCAGUCUCAGUUCAUUUUGGAUGCAACCUCAACGGAGGAGAUGACCAAUCAACUAAAAGAUACGCUCGAAAACUUCCAAGGAGAGACGAAGGCUUUAAUAAUCAACGGAAGGAGCGUGGACUUUGCCCUAGCACCCGAAUGUAGGAAGGAUUUUCUGAAGAUAGCCAUGUCGUGUGAGUCGGUGAUUUGUUGUCGGUAA
This is a messenger RNA of Dibothriocephalus latus, 300 nucleotides long. The record is from the annotation of a GenBank genome assembly. NCBI's taxonomy places the organism in Eukaryota, Metazoa, Platyhelminthes, Cestoda, Diphyllobothriidea, Diphyllobothriidae.